Molecule: messenger RNA, 1953 nt
Organism: Scleropages formosus (Asian bonytongue)
Lineage: Eukaryota; Metazoa; Chordata; Actinopteri; Osteoglossiformes; Osteoglossidae
Gene: apool
Product: apolipoprotein O-like
Exons: 9
Coding region: 15-1046 (343 amino acids)
Biological process (GO): cristae formation
Cellular component (GO): MICOS complex
Source: RefSeq, a predicted model, not a curated record
UGACCAUAGCGUGGAUGUGCAGUGGGAGGUCCGACAUGGCUGCUAAGGCCUUGAAGCUGACAGCUAUCCCCGCUGCCCUGGGACUUGCGUCAUGGAGGGUGCAUGCACUAAAUGAAGACAAAACACAUCAUCUGAUUGCUGCUAAAGAGCUGUCCAUCUAUGGGUCAGAGAGCCAGCAAUACCAAUUUGUGGAGGAGGAGCCUGGGCUGCUGCAGAAGGGGGUGGGCGCAGUGCGUGUUGGCCUGACACCAUAUGUCAGGGCUGUAAAGGGAGCCUGCAUGUCAAUAAAAAUAGGAGCUGUAAACCUGUAUUAUGCUGGAGAAGAUAUUUACCACUACCUUAAAGAUCCACCUCCAGGAUUUUUGCCUAGAAUUAGUUUGAUCACUGUUUCUGGACUAGCUGGGCUAGUUCUUGCAAGAGAGGGUUCACGUAUGAAGAGGCUGGCAGCAUCGCUGGGCCUGGCCACUGUGGGCGCAGCUAUAUGCUACCCGGCUCCCACAAUCGGGGUGUUCAAACUGACUGGGAAGAAAGCAUACAUCAUGACACAGUGGAGCAUUGGCACUGUGGCCUCACUGUGGAGGCCAAGCCCUCUCAGAGACAUCCCAGGCCUGUCCACCAGCCCCAGGUCACGUUCCGAAUCUGAGGUGCCACCUGCAAAGAUCCCGCAUGACUCUGAAGCUAUUCCACCAACUGAGAAGUCAAACUCUGCCCCCCCAUCUGGAGAGGAGCCCUCACUUGACCCAUACACUGAAUUAGACUCUUCCUCAGUCACUGAAUUUGUUCCUGUGCUGGACAGUGCCUCCCCAGUGCUGCUUGAAGCUGAAGAGGAGCACAUUGCUGAACAGACAUCUGAGGUCAAUCUCAAGUCAGUUGUUGGCGAGCAGCGAGCUUCAGAAGAGCCUCCUUCUCCAGAGGCAAUACUUUCUAAACGCAGCACUGAUGUGGACACCUCUGCAGAAAAAUCUCAGCUGAUGAUUGACCCCAGGCUGAUGGAUCAUGGCCAGUCGAAUCCAGAGGAUGCUGACCUGUACAGCACUCGAAGCUGAGAGACGAGAAGAUGAGACAGAAUGAGGGUGGGAGAGGCAGAGAGGGAGGGACUGCAUGGUUAAGGUGUACUAUAGGAGACAGAUCUAGAAUUCUGGCUGUACAGCAGGGAUCUCUCCUGUCUGCUCAGGCUCUCAUGAACUGUAGACAUGUUAAUACUGAUUUUACAUUGUCAGAGGCACUGUAAGAGAAAAGUGUUUGUUAGUUCAUGUACAUGUUGACAGCACUAUAGCCAAACUGCCAAAAUAUAUAUUUACAGCAAAUGCAGAGACUGGCCUGUCACCUGGACAGAUGGCUUUCUUUUCGCUCUGAUCUUGGACAGCUGUUCUUCUGCUAAUUCAGUUUCUGUGAGAUUAUUUAUUUUGAUUGAUGGCUUUUGUGAUCUAUGCAAUGUAUUUCUCUUGUAAAUAACCCAAAGGUCCUGGGUCCCUUCUAGAGAAAUCCUUCAAGAGAAAAUAACUGUCAUGCUGUUUGUCCGUUUGGAGUUACGGGCAUUUUUUGUGCUGGAUUUGUGGUAAGGAGAAAUCUGUCUGCUAAAAGUAUACAUAAGCUGGCAACUCAUUGAUGUCCUCCAAAUCAUCACAUGAUGUCAUAAGCAACUAAAGUGAUACAUACUGCAGUUGUAGAUGAGUACUUGUUCUAAUUUUAUGUCAUUGUCUUUAAAUGUACCACAAUGCAGCCUAUGCAGGUCCUUUUUAUCGUCUAGUUCCCCACGUAAUGCAUUUCAUGCACAAAUCACAUUGAAUUUAUCAUGAAAUUGUGUCAAUUGUGUGUUCAAAUGGAUUAUAAGAAGUAUAUAGAGAAGCAAUGUUCUGCCGGACAAAAAUCUCAGAUUUUUUGAAAAGCUCAAUAUGAAAGAAUCAAACCAAGAUUGGUGAAUUUCUGAAUAAAGUUCUUGCAGUGCUAUAA